ACGUCAACUAUCCCGCCUAAUUUAUCAAACUACAGGGUUUUAUACAAUACAUAGACUAUAAGUAUACGAUUUAUCUAUUUUGAAGUUGCUUCACAGUGGUGUGCGCAAUGGCUCGUCGUUUACACAGUCUCUGCCCCUGUCUCCUCAUGGAGGGAGUCAGAAUGUUUGGCUGAAAAAAAAAGAAGAAAAAAGAGAGAAAAUUCCCGUGGAUCCAACAGCGACCUUCUGAGCUUGGUUAAAGGGGAGGUUGCAGCAUCCUACUUAUUUGAAAUCUCCUUACCUUUCCGUUUCUUGGAUCUAUUUACGCGUCUGUCCUACGUUUGAGUUCAGGGCGCAUCUCACUCAGCGGAUGUUUGACUCAACGAUGCGCUCCAGUGGGAAAUACUGUGUGUUUUUCUUCUUGCUUAAAAGUAUCCUGACAGACCCAGGUACAAACCAAGUGGUUCUGUUGGACACCACAACAGUGCUGGGAGAACUGGACUGGAAGACCUAUCCUGUCAAUGGGUGGGAUGCUAUCACAGAGAUGGACGAGCAGAACCGACCCAUACACACCUUCCAGGUUUGCCACGUGAUGGAGCCAAACCAGAACAACUGGCUCCGCUCCGGAUGGAUCCAGCGGCAGGCAGCACAGAGGGUAUAUGUGGAGCUGCGUUUCACACUGAGAGAUUGCAAUUCUAUCCCCUGGGUGUCUGGUACAUGCAAGGAAACCUUCAACCUCUUCUACCUGCAGACAGAUGAACCGCUCGCCGCGGGAACACGCUUCCGCCCGGCUGAGUAUGCCAAGGUGGACACCAUUGCAGCCGAUGAGAGCUUUACACAGACAGACCUCGGAGAUCGUGUUCUGCGCCUCAACACUGAGGUCCGGGAAGUCGGGCCAGUGACCCGGAAGGGCUUCUACCUGGCCUUCCAGGAUGUGGGCGCCUGCAUCGCCCUGGUGUCUGUCAAGGUGUUUUACAAGCGCUGCCCAUCAACUUUACGGAACCUGGCAGCCUUUCCUGACACAGUGCCGCGCCUGGACUCUUCCUCGCUGGUGGAGGUGCGGGGUGCAUGUGUGGAGAAUGCAGAGGAGCGGGACACACCCAAAUUGUACUGUGGUGCUGAUGGAGACUGGUUGGUGCCUCUGGGCCGCUGUGUCUGUAGUGUUGGGCACGAGGAAAUGGAUGGCUACUGCCGAGCCUGUAAGCCUGGUUUCUUCAAGGCGUAUGCUGGGAACAUCAUAUGCUCCAAGUGUCCUCCCCACAGCUCUAGCCAUGACCAGGCUGCCACCAUCUGUCACUGUGACAAAGGCUUCUACAGAGCCAUCAAAGACCCCUCCACCAUGGCUUGUACAAGACCUCCGUCAGCUCCUAGGAACCUGAUCUCGUUGGUCAAUGACACUGCUCUCUUCCUGCAAUGGACCCCUCCUAGCGACACAGGAGGCAGGAGGGACCUGACUUACAACGUCCUGUGCCAGCGCUGUGAUGGUGGUGAUGGUGACAGUGGCGUGGCGCAGUGUGAGCCAUGUGAACCUGACCUGCGGUUCAUUCCACGGCCACUCGGCCUAACUGGUACCUCUGUGGCAGUGCUAGAUUUUGCAGUGCACGCCAACUACACCUUCCAUGUUGAGGCCGUGAAUGGUGUCUCUGGGCUGGGAGUGGCUGCACGCUCACUGGCAAAUGUUACCAUUACUACACACCAAGCUGGUCCUUCACUGGUGGGUUCAGUGAGGAAGGACUGGGCCUCUUAUAACAGCAUUGCCCUCUCCUGGGCUGAGGUGGAACAGCCGCCUUCAGAGAUAGUGGACUACGAGGUCAAAUACUUUGAAAAGGAGCAAGAGCAGCUGAGCUACUCAUCCACACGGACCAGAAACCCGAGUGUGGUGGUAACAGGCCUCAGACCCUCCACUGUCUACGUCUUUCAUGUGCGCGCUCGCACUGCUGCGGGCUACACUGCAUACAGCCCCAACUUUGAGUUUGCUACUGAAGCUGAGGAUCCUGAUGUGGCUGAUCAGGGUCAGGUGCUGGUCGUUGUCACAGCAUCUGUAGGAGGCUUCUCGCUGUUGGUCAUCCUCACCCUCUUCCUCCUCAUCACUGGACGGUGUCAGGGGUACAUCAAAGCCAGAAUGAAGUCAGAAGAGAAGAGGAGGACACGCUUCCACAGUGGACACGUCCCAUUCUCUGGGAUAAAGACCUAUGUGGACCCAGACACUUAUGAAGACCCCACUCAGGCUGUCGAGGAGUUCACCAAGGAGAUAGACCCUUCAUGUAUUCGCAUUGAAAGAGUGAUUGGUACAGGUGAAUUUGGGGAAGUGUGUAGUGGUCGCUUACGUUUACCGGGGAGAGCUGACAUUGCUGUGGCAAUAAAGACUCUUAAAGGCGGCUAUGUGGAGCAACAGAGGCGAGACUUCCUGCGUGAGGCAUCAAUCAUGGGACAGUUCAAUAACCCCAACAUCAUCAGACUGGAGGGCGUGGUCACCAAGAGCAGACCAGUAAUGAUCGUGGUGGAGUACAUGGAGAACGGUGCUCUCGACUCUUUCCUCCGGACCAAUGAUGGCCACUUCACAGUCAUCCAGCUGGUUGGCAUGCUGCGUGGCAUCGCAGUAGGCAUGACCUACCUUUCAGAUAUGGGCUACAUUCACAGAGACCUCGCUGCUCGCAACAUCCUGGUGGAUGGUAACUUGGUCUGUAAGGUGUCUGAUUUUGGCAUGUCCAGAGUUCUCGAAGACGACCCUGAAGCAGCAUAUACAGCUACAGGAGGGAAGAUACCAAUCCGCUGGACAGCACCAGAGGCCAUUGCUUACGGCAAGUUUUCUUCAGCAAGCGACACUUGGAGCUACGGCAUUGUCAUGUGGGAAGUGAUGUCGUAUGGCGAGAGGCCCUACUGGGAGAUGUCCAAUCAAGAUGUCAUUUUGUCCAUUGAAGAGGGCUAUCGUCUACCAGCACCAAUGGGCUGCCCUGUGGCGCUACACCAGCUCAUGUUGCACUGCUGGCAGAAGGAGCGUGGCCAGCGCCCGCACUUCAGUGAUAUACUCACCUUCCUGGAGAAGCUCAUACAUAAUCCCAGUAGUCUGCUCACCCUGGUGAACGAUGUACAGAGUUUCCCUGAAUCCCCAGAAGACAUGCCAGACUAUCCCCUGUUCAUCUCUAUUGGCGACUGGCUUGACUCUAUCAAAAUGAGCCAGUAUAAGAACAACUUCCUGGCAGCAGGCUACACAACACUGGAUUCUAUUUCAACCAUGAGUAUAGAUGACAUCAGGCGUAUUGGGGUUUGUCUAAUUGGUCACCAGAGGAGAAUCAUCAGCAGCAUACAGUCUCUUCGCCUGCAGCUUCACCAUAUCCACCAGAGUGGGUUCCAAGUCUGAGAUGGUGGUACGAAGACAGAUUGGAUGCAAGGACUAAGCUGGAUACAAACCAGAGUUCGUUGGCAUUGACAUUCAACUGAUUGCACCAAACACCAGACUCUUAGGUGCUGCAGAUACCACACACUGCUCAUGCUCAGCGAGAGCUGUCCGCUAGACUAAAUGAGGUCUAGCAAACACACAAACACACACACACACAUUAUCCUAUGGACCAUAGUCAAUUAAUUCACCACAACAACCAACCUCUGUCAGCUUUGGCCAAAUAUGGUCUCUUUAUCUCAGCAAAUACUAGCACUCACUUGAAUCUAGGACUCAUUUUCUCUAGUGUCUAUUCAAGUGUCCACCAAUACCUCUUAUCUUUUCAAAUGACAAUCGAUCCAGUUAUUUCUAUUGACUUUGAAUGGUCUCAAGUCUGUUACCUCAUGACUGGAGAGGUGAAGAUGUGAAACAUCGGUAUGGCAUGGUGUUGAAUUGUAUUUUAGGGUAUGGUAUGGUGUGCGACUUUAAUAAAAACCUGAAAACUAGAAUGAUGUGCACUCUACAAUGAAUCAGCAAAGACCUUGGGAAAUAACAAUAUACAAAGGGUUGAAGGACUUGGUAUCGUGUCUUAUACUUUUCCUGCUGAUUUAUGUAAUAAUUCACUGGGAAAAAAACAGAUUCAUAGUAUGAUACAAUCAUGUUUUUUGAAAUGAAGACCGCUGAAUGUCAAGAUUUUAUAGAAAUGUAUGUUCUAUCCUCAUGAUAAUGCAGUAUGUGCUGUACAAAAUGUCUUGUGAAAGGUGUAUGUUUUAUUCAGCAUUGUUGUUCCUUAAUCAACAAUCCUAUUUUAAUACUUAGUUUUCUCUUAGAGUUUAUCCACCUCAGGCCCAAAAAUUGAGCUCUCUUCAGGGCAGAUGGUUUUACAGGUCAUUUAACGGGUCAAAAAAUGUACUGUGCUGAUGCAAAUUAAACUUGGUCUCCACUGAUCAAAGUGUUACACUGAAAGGAGCACAGUAGCAAAGAUCUGGCAUUCAGAGGUGGUGGUGAUGAUGAUGAUGAUGCUGAUGAUGAUGGCAUUGGUUUUUAGGGUCUUAUUGGAAUCCUGGUGAGAAACUAUUAAAGAUGAUGACCUUUUCACAACAGCAAA
Molecule: messenger RNA, 4463 nt
Organism: Myripristis murdjan (pinecone soldierfish)
Lineage: Eukaryota; Metazoa; Chordata; Actinopteri; Holocentriformes; Holocentridae
Product: ephrin type-A receptor 6-like
Exons: 20
Coding region: 350-3340 (996 amino acids)
Biological process (GO): ephrin receptor signaling pathway; axon guidance; protein phosphorylation
Cellular component (GO): plasma membrane; dendrite
Molecular function (GO): protein binding; transmembrane-ephrin receptor activity; ATP binding
Source: RefSeq, a predicted model, not a curated record